GGGCCCGUGUGGGGGGCGGAAGGUCGUCCCUGUGACCGCCCGGGCGGUUGAAGCAGUUGUCGCCAUGUUGUCGGCCGCCGCUCGCUCGGGCCCCUUCGCGCCCGUCCUGUCCGCCACGUCCCGCGGGGUGGCGGGCGCGCUGCGGCCUCUGGUGCAGGCGGCGGUGCCCGCCUCCUCGGAGCCGCCCGUGCUGGACGCGAAGCGGCCCUUCCUGUGCCGGGAGUCGCUGAGCGGCCGGGCCGUGCGCCGGCCGUUGGUCGCCUCCGUGAGCCUCAAUGUCCCUGCCUCUCUUCGCCACUCCCAUACGGAUGUCAGAGUGCCUGACUUCUCUGACUAUCGGCGCACUGAGGUUCUGGAUGGCACAAAGUCUUCCAAAGAGAGCAGCGAAGCCAGGAAAGGCUUCUCCUACUUGAUAACCGCAACAACUACCGUGGGUGUCGCCUACGCUGCCAAGAAUGUCGUCUCCCAGUUCGUGUCCAGCAUGAGCGCUUCUGCCGACGUGUUGGCCAUGUCCAAAAUUGAGAUCAAGUUGUCCGACAUUCCAGAAGGCAAGAACAUGGCUUUCAAGUGGAGAGGCAAACCCCUGUUUGUGCGCCACAGAACCAAGAAGGAAAUCGACCAGGAAGCUGCAGUCGAAGUGUCCCAGCUGAGGGACCCCCAGCACGAUCUAGAGCGAGUGAAGAAGCCGGAGUGGGUCAUCCUGAUCGGGGUCUGCACUCACCUCGGCUGUGUGCCCAUCGCAAAUGCAGGAGAUUUCGGUGGCUAUUACUGCCCCUGCCAUGGGUCACACUACGACGCGUCUGGCAGGAUCAGGAAGGGGCCCGCCCCGCUCAACCUCGAAGUUCCCUCCUACGAGUUCACCAGCGACGACAUGGUGAUUGUUGGUUAGAGACCUGGGCUCGAGUCACGGGCUUCUUGCAGUCUUCACGUCACCUCAGAAAGUUGUUUGAGAGCAAGCCUUCUGUGCUUCCAGUUGCUUGAUUUGAAAUAUUUAAGAAUUGCUAAUAAUGUAUUUGUAAACAUUAAUGUGAAGUAAAUUGAAUUUAAUGUUGAAUACUUCCAACCAUUCAGUUAAUAAAGCCACUGUUAAACGUUGCUAAGCUCAGUCAUACACUGAAAGGUGCAGUGUCUGAUAGCUAAUUCUAAUUAAAAAUUAGACUGGUGUACAAGA
Molecule: messenger RNA, 1171 nt
Organism: Lemur catta (Ring-tailed lemur)
Lineage: Eukaryota; Metazoa; Chordata; Mammalia; Primates; Lemuridae
Product: cytochrome b-c1 complex subunit Rieske, mitochondrial
Exons: 2
Coding region: 65-889 (274 amino acids)
Biological process (GO): mitochondrial electron transport, ubiquinol to cytochrome c
Cellular component (GO): membrane
Molecular function (GO): quinol-cytochrome-c reductase activity; 2 iron, 2 sulfur cluster binding
Source: RefSeq, a predicted model, not a curated record